Molecule: messenger RNA, 195 nt
Organism: Racocetra fulgida
Lineage: Eukaryota; Fungi; Glomeromycota; Glomeromycetes; Diversisporales; Gigasporaceae
Source: the annotation of a GenBank genome assembly
AUGUUAAUUUGUCCUUUCCGUACUAUUAACCAAAAUAAUGGAACCAAGGUUGGUCCUGUAUAUGAGCGAAGUCCAGAAAUGAGAAAGGGAAUGUUGGUUAUAAAGAAUCAUGUGAGCUUACCUAAUUCAGGACGAUGGACCCAAGUGUGUGAUAAUGGAUCCAAUAGUGGAAAAGUGAGGCCCAGCAUGUCAAAU